Molecule: messenger RNA, 2641 nt
Organism: Pistacia vera
Lineage: Eukaryota; Viridiplantae; Streptophyta; Magnoliopsida; Sapindales; Anacardiaceae
Product: reticulon-like protein B17
Exons: 6
Coding region: 38-427 (129 amino acids)
Source: RefSeq, a predicted model, not a curated record
UCUUGAUCGAAUCGGGCAUUAGUUUGCUGAUUUGAUAAUGUGGACAGAUGUUGCAAAGUCAAGCCUUUGGUUUGGUCUUAGAUGUUUAUGUGUCUUGUCUUCUUGUUUUACAAAAGGAGUCAGCUUUAGCAUCUUUUCGGCGAUUUCGCAACUUGGUCUUCUAUUCUUGGGUGCUUCAUUCUCCUCAAAUUCAAUUUUGCAAAGGAAUAAUGAUGAAAAGAAGCGUGAGUUUAAGCUGAAAGAAGAUGACAUUUUGAGAUUUGGUAGACUAAUUCUUCCAGCCACAAACCUUGAAAUUUCAAAGACAAGAGAGCUUUUCUCAGGAGAGCCAUCAAUGACCCUCAACGUAGUUCCAUUUUUGCUUCUAGGAUCUGAGUAUGGCCAUAUUAUAAGAAUGCGGAAGGCUUUUUGCUCUUGGGUUUUUUAAUCUCAUAAUGAGCAGUAUUGGGCACUUUCUUGUUGCUGAGUUUGGCUCAUUGGCAUAUCAUUUUACAGAAGAUAGAAUCAAGGAACUGAAAGAUUUAGAAGAGGCUCAAAAGAAGAACCAAACUUUAAGAACUAUAUUGGCAACACCUUCUCGAGAUUUUGUAAUUUCAAAUGAUGGGAAAGAGUUCAUGGGGAAAGAAAUAUGCGAAGAUGUGGAGGUUGAUUAAGUCAGAGCUGAAUGGGCGAUGUACGUAACAAACUUUCUUUAGUUAUAUAUUGUUGUUUCAGUGAUGUCGGAGGCCAAUGAGUAGGACUGUUCAAUGAGGCGAGUCGCUCUCGAGCCGGCUCGCCUUGUCUGGAAUUGAGUAGACUCAGCUCGAUUCGUGAGAGAGAAUGAGCCGAGUUCGAGCCUGCCUAGGCUUGGCUCGAUAGGCUCGUGAGCCGAGCCAGGCUCGAAUUAUUGGGGGGUUUUAGGGGUUUUUUAAAGUAUGGGGGAUUAAACUAAAAAUUUAAAAACAGAAAGUUUCCAAAAAUAACAAAAAGAACCCCGAUAUUAAAAUCCCUAAAAAUGUGACUGAAACACAUUUGCCAGCGAAUCCAAACCAAAUCAGAUUGAAAACAAGAAGAAGAAGAUGGGAGGAAUGGGAGAGCAGUCAAGACCAAACAAAUCAAGCAAGGUGUUGUUCAAAUUUGGUAAACAAUUCAAGAUGUCGUUGGGGUUUGGUGUGCUGCAAUUUUGCUUCUCUGUGAGGUUCCUCUUUUGUCUUCUCACUAGGGAACCUUGUUGGUGGUUGGUGUUGGUGAUGGCAUUGUUUUUGGGUGGGCUGUGUGAUUUGUUUUUGGUUUUUUCUUUUUAGUUGGUGGUUGGAAGGUGGGACAUGCGGCUUUGUUGGUGAGUGCUUUGGGAUUAUGUUUUAUUUUUUUUGUUGGUUCUGUCAUGUAGUGGUGUGGUUCUCUUCAAGGAAGGAGGCAAGGCUUGGAGGCUAUUGGGCUUUUAGUUCUUGGAGUUUUUGCAGCAGAUGGGUGCUUGGCAGGUGGCUGGUGUUAGCGGUCUGGUGUGUGACUUCUUUGUUGGUUGGUCUACUGAUGGUUCUCGGUUUUCGUUCAAUUGGUGUGUGUUUGUGAGAGUGUUUCAUGUGGUCUCUCAGAGGUGGUUUUGAGACCCUAGGGGUUGGGUUCUCUGCUCUUGGGUUUUAAUUUAAAAAAAAAAUUGCAUAUUUUAAACACCAAUAAAAAUGAACAGGAAUAAUACUUUGCGUACUAACGGAUUUUACUAACCAGUGUACUAACCUUUGUUAAAAUCACACAUAGUACCCGUACUAUGCGUAUGGUACCUGUACUAUGCUUUAAGUGUACACUGGUUAGUAAAAUCCAUUAGUACCCAUAGCAUUAUCCAAAUGAACAGAUGGCAAGCAGCUCUUUCAGUCCUUCUUUAUGCCAUGUAUUUUGUUUCUUACAAAUUUUUUUUUUUUUAAACUGUCUCAUCCCUCUUUCUCUUUCUUUACUCUUCUUUUUGUUGGGUGCCUCAUUCUCUUUCUUUACUCUUCUUUUUGUUGGGUCCCUCAUUCUCUUUCUCUCUCUUUCUCUAUAUUUGUGUAUUUUCUUUCUUAUCAUUUUUUUUUUGGAAAUUGUCUCAUCCCUCUUUCUCUUUCUUUACUCUUUUGUUGGGUCCCUCACUCUCGCUCACUCUCUCUCUCAAACUCAAAGCUCCAUCAUUAUUAAAUCCUCUUCACACAACACAAUGUAGCUCUCAAAACCAAACAAAACCCUCUUCUUCUCUUUUCUCUUCUUUGUUUUUCUUUUUUUUGUUAAUAUGACUGAGUCAGAGUCCUUGAACAAUGCCAUCUUUUGGUUACCUUCUAAGUUUGAAGAUAUAUUGAAAACUGCAUUUUUUUAUUGGUUCGCAAGCCGACUUGAAUUUGGCUCGUUAAUCUGGCUCGCGAGCCAGGCUCGAACUCGGCUUCUCCCUUCAACGAGUCGAGUCGAGUCAAUAAUUUUUUGACUCGGCUCGACUCGAACUCGUUUUCCUUUUUCUUUUCAUGAGCCGAGCUCAUUAAGCCAAAAACUCAGCUCGGCUCGGCUCAACUCGUAAACAGCCUUACCAAUGAGGGCAAAAACUAUGUAUCAAACGUUUCAUUACUGUUUAUGCAAUAUUGUAAAAUUUAUGUACUGUUGUUCAAUUUUGUUUACUCGGAGCAACAGUAAUAUAUGUAUU